This is a messenger RNA of Arxiozyma heterogenica, 651 nucleotides long. It is a transcript of the gene PET18, whose product is annotated as Pet18p. Lineage: Eukaryota; Fungi; Ascomycota; Saccharomycetes; Saccharomycetales; Saccharomycetaceae. The transcript has a single exon. The record is from RefSeq and is a predicted model, not a curated record. Gene Ontology annotation, cellular component: cytosol. The coding region runs from base 1 to 651 and encodes 216 amino acids.
AUGUCUACUACUUCUCAGUUGAUUGCUAAGUAUCUAGAUAUUUAUAAAAAGGCUACUGAACAUCAACUUACAAAAGAUCUUUGUCAAGGUAUUUUAUCUGAUAAAAGACUUUUUGUAUAUUUUACACAGGAUUUAAAUUUCUUCGAGGUUGGUCUAAGGUUGAUUUGUAAAAUUACUUCAUUGGCUCCCGAUACCUAUCCAUUAAUAACGUUAGCCAGAAAGAUUGGGUUUUUCGCUAAUGAUGAAAACACUUAUUUCCAAAACUGUUUAGUUUUAUUGAAAGAAAACUUAUCUGAUGAAGACAUCAUUAAAUACGGUGAUAAAACAGGAUCUUUACCUGGUGUUAAACCAUAUGUUGAUUUUUUAAAAGAAAUGAUAGACUCAACUAAGUUUACUUAUGCUCAAUUGAUUACAUACCUAUGGGUCUGUGAAGCUAUAUACUUGAAAUGGGCUCAUGACUUGCCAAGAAAUGAAAAUUUACAUUGGAAAUAUCAAACUUGGAUAGAUCUACAUGAUGGCGCUCAUUUUAUUGAAUGGGUUGAUUUUUUAAGAAAAGAAGUUGAUAAAUUUUCAAUGGCUGAAGUUGAGAAUAUGUUUGUGAAAAUAGUUAAGUAUGAAUACGACUUUUUUGAAUCAUGUUAUAAUGUAUAG